Ilyonectria robusta is the source of this 771-nucleotide messenger RNA. Its product is annotated as necrosis inducing protein. The coding region runs from base 1 to 771 and encodes 256 amino acids. NCBI's taxonomy places the organism in Eukaryota, Fungi, Ascomycota, Sordariomycetes, Hypocreales, Nectriaceae. The record is from RefSeq and is a predicted model, not a curated record. The transcript has 2 exons.
AUGCAAACCAAGCUUUUCACCGCGAUUGCGCUCCUCAGCGCCGUGGCCUCAAUCCAGGCCAAGCCUACACGGAUAACGAAGCGCGAUGUCCUCACGGCUCUACCUGAGAGUGCUGACGACAUUGAGCUCAAGUUCCAACCGAAACUUGACUUUGACACCGAUGGCUGCUACAACACAGCCGCCAUUGACCCUGAUGGCAACACCAACCCCGGCCAUGAUGCCACUGGCACCCCCCAGGGAGACUGCCGUGAUCCUCAUCAACUCGAGAACAGCAACGCCUACUCUCGGAAACGCUGCAACAACGGGUUCUGCGCUAUCAUGUAUGAGUACUACUUUGAAAAGGAUCAGGCUGCUUUAGCCACAUACGGUGCUGGGCAUCGUCACGACUGGGAGAACAUCAUCGUCUUCGCUCAAGGCGAAAACGUCGUGCGGGUUGCCACAUCCUGUCACUCUGGGUUCAGCGACGCCAGCAACGAGUUCCCCGCAGACGGCACAAACCCCUUGGUUGUGUACCACAAGGAUGGAGGACAAACCCACUGCUUCCGUUUCGCAAAUGACGCUGAUAUUGGCGGCGUUGAGAACUACUCGGGCUCUUUCUACCGCAGCCCGCUCGUCGGCUGGGACCACUGGCCUAACGUUGGCCUCCGAGACAAGUUGCUCAGCACUUGGAGUGGAGGUGUUGGACCUAAGUUGGAUACUGAGUUUGGUGACAAGCUCAAGCAAGCUGCAGGUGAUGGUGUUGCUGGUUUUGACCCCUACCUUGACGCCUGA